Molecule: messenger RNA, 657 nt
Organism: Trifolium pratense (red clover)
Lineage: Eukaryota; Viridiplantae; Streptophyta; Magnoliopsida; Fabales; Fabaceae
Source: the annotation of a RefSeq genome assembly
AUGGGACAAAAAAUACAUCCGCUCGGUUUCAGACUUGGUACAACUCAAAAUCAUGAUUCUAUUUGGUUUGCACAACCAAGAGAUUAUUCCGAGAAUCUAAAAGAAGAUAAAAUAAUACGAGAUUGUAUCAAGAAUUAUCUACAAAAAACAGUAAGAAUAGCCUCUGGUGUCGAGGGAAUUGGACGAAUAAAGAUUAAAAAAAGAAUCGAUGUGAUUCAAAUCUAUGUAGGACUUUCACCAAAGUUAUUCACAGAGUGGGAGCCUCGAAGAAGAAUCGAAGAAUUACAGACUAAUGUACAAAAAAAACUUAAUUGUGUGAACCGAAAAAUCAAGAUUGCAAUUACAAGAAUUCAAAAUGUUUAUAGAGACCCUAAUAUUCUUGCAGAAUUUAUAGCUGUACAAUUAAAGAAAAGAAUUUCGUUUCGUAAAGCAAUCCAACAAGCUAUUGAAUUAGCUGAACAGGCAGGUACAAAAGGAGUUCAAGUACAAAUUUCGGGACGUAUCGACGGAAAAGAAAUUGCACGUGUCGAAUGGUUCAGAGAAGGUAGGGUUCCUCUACAAACCAUUCGAGCUAAAAUGGAUUAUUGUUCCUAUCCAGUUCGAACUAUUUAUGGGGUAUUGGGAAUCAAAGUUUGGAUAGUUCUAAACAACGACUAA